Molecule: messenger RNA, 4072 nt
Organism: Ruditapes philippinarum (Manila clam)
Lineage: Eukaryota; Metazoa; Mollusca; Bivalvia; Venerida; Veneridae
Product: transcription factor TFIIIB component B'' homolog
Exons: 12
Coding region: 143-3289 (1048 amino acids)
Biological process (GO): RNA polymerase III preinitiation complex assembly
Cellular component (GO): transcription factor TFIIIB complex
Molecular function (GO): TFIIIC-class transcription factor complex binding
Source: RefSeq, a predicted model, not a curated record
CCUUCAGAGACUCGGAUCGUAAUAUGAUGACAUUUUCAGCAAUUUAUGAACAUACACACUAUUUAAGCAAUGUUUUGAUACACACUACUUGACAAAAACAUUUUUUAUUCAGCAUUGUUACUGGAAAAGUCACAGGUUUAAAAUGGCAACCAGAAGAUCCAGACUACAGGUCAAACCAAAUAUCCUUGGGGGGCCUAAGGGACCAGGACAAAAAUCAGUGCCAAAGCCAUCUGGUAAAGACUCAAGUAAAGAAAGUGAGGCAGGAGCAGAAACUGACAUUAGCAAGCACACCAAAAAGGACAGUUUUAUAAACCCUCCAAAUGAAAAUAGUAGUAAAGAAGAGGCUGAGAAAGUUGAAUUACAGACAACAACUGUUAAUUCAGAUAUAAACAAAGAUAAAUCUGAUGGUAAAAAUCUUGAAACAGAAAGUAAAAGUGCCAAUGUCAACAAUACUGAUAUACCAGCGCUGCCAACAAGAGCAAGACUAAGGAAGUUUGGAAAAGUUAAUAUUUCUGCUGCUAGAGGCACUAAGCCUGAACCACAGGUGGCAAAAGCUUCUGAAGUACAGCCUAAAGAAGAUAAAUCAGAAAAUCAUGAGUGUAAAUUAGACAGUGUGAAAAAUGAAGGAAAAGAAGAAACUCAUAUAGAAAAGAACAAUACAGAUGAUGGAUCUAAAACAAAUUCAGUUAUACAGAGAAGGUCAAGGUUUCCCAAGGCAAAACCUAACCUUGCUGAUGCAGGUAGAAGGAGAAUAAAGGAACCAGCAAACAAAGAAGAAGCAUCAAAUGCUAGUGUCAGCGAGUCACCAAAGAAAAUUCCAGAGAUACUUGUGACUGAACCAUCCAUACAGGAGUUGAAGGCUAACAAGAACAAACCAGAGACCUCAGAAUCAUUACCCAGCACCCCUACCCUGACACAGCUACAGCCAAAACCUCCAGCAACUCCCAUUAGUAGUAUACUGAAGUCUCCAUUAAAACACCCUACACCAACGAUUCCAGUGUCACCAGAAAAGAGGGCCAGGACAUUAAGUACUUCAGAGCCACCGGUUGUGAAACGGCAAAAGAAGCCAAAGGUGACUGCACCAACAGACCAACCACCUGACCGAACAACUAUGAAAAUGAAGGACCUUAUACGAUGGAAUCCAUCCAACAAUCCUAUGAAACCAAAGAUUAAGACUGGGACAGCUACAGUUGCCAAAGCUGCAGAGAAAGAGAAUGUGGAGGAAGAAGUUGAUACCGGAGAGAAAGUUGUGAUAACAGAAGUGGAGAAGGAACCUGAACCAGAAGAUGAUGCAUUACCUGUUCCACAAGUCACCAUAGGACCUGACGGAAAUAUAGUUAUUAAUGAGAAAAGUUUGAUAGUAAAAGGUCCAGAUCUGGAUAAGGAAUCCAACAAGAUAAAUGACAUUAUCGAUGAGACAGAUAUGUUCACAACAUAUGGCAGCUUCAGAACAAGACAUCGGUCUAAAAGAUGGACAAAAAAAGAAACCAAGAAAUUUUACAAAGCACUGGCCAUGAUUGGUAUAGACUUCUUUCUAAUAAAUCAACUUUUCCCAAACAGAACUAGGCUUGAAAUUAAGAAAAAAUUCAAGAAAGAAGAGAAAAUCAACAAAGCUUUAGUGGACAAAGUUCUGAAAGAAAGGAUCAAUUUUGACCCGACUGUAUUUGAUGCUUGUGACAAAUCUUCAGAUGAUGAUGAUGAAGAUGAAGGUACAAAGAAAAAGGAAAAGAAAAGAAAGGCAAAGGAGCAGAACAAUACAAAAACUUCUGCCUCAAAAAGAGCAAGUAAAAGAAAGAGAGCCAGGAAAAAUUAUUUUGAAGAUGAAUCAACUACAGAUGAAGAUGAGGAUCUUACACCAAUAAAAUCCAGCAAAAGAAAUUCUGGUCCAACUGUGUCACAGAAAGAUGGUGAGGUUGUUGACAUUCUGAUGGACAUGAGUAAAGGUCGUAUCCAAGGUGAAGGUUAUAAUUCUGGUAAUCUGGAUAUGUCAGAGAAACUUACGGCUGUUCCAGCAAAUAAAGUACAUAAACGUGGUUCUUUUAUUCCUAUAGAAGCCAGAACGCCAAAAUUGGGGUCACAAAAUAACCAGAAUGUCAGUGUUGAAAAUGUCCCCGUUAAUAUUCCAGGUAUUCAAAGUAUCAGUAUUAUGCAACCCCAGAAAAUAGGGGCAGGAUCUUCUGUUAAAAUACCUGUAUUUAACUCAGGAAGUAGUACAUCAUUGAAUACAGGUUCAAUUAAUCAAACUAUAAAUUAUUCUAAUUCUGAAAGGUCAGAAAGGCGUAUUUACAUACCUGAUUUGAACAAAACGUAUUCCUCACCAGUUCAGUCAAAUAUUCAGAGGAGUAACAGUGAGUUUAAUCAAGUGCAAUAUAACCAGAUUGGAAAUGCGCCUUUAGCAGAAAUUGGAGGCAGCUCUAGUCAUAUACUUCCAGGAACCAGUCUAACUCAUUUAAAUCAAGCAAGGAGUCAGUUACAAACUGUAACCAGUCAUAAUCAAUUACAAGAAGAAACCAGUCAGAGUCAGUCACAACAAGAAACAGGUUUCACUCAGUUACAGCCGGGAACCAGUCAGAGUCAGUUACAGCAACUGCAAGUGUUAAAUACAAUGCCAGUCAAUGAUAAUUCCCAGCUUAGCUCUGAAGAUGCAGACCAGUAUGUAUUAGUUACUGUAAUGCCUGAAGGAGGCGGGGAAACAGUUAUUCAUAUAUACAGGCUACAUGGUGGUGGCCAGACACAAAAUCAGGUCGUGUAUGCAGACCAGUUUUCCGAACAGCAGAUGACAUUAGAGAGUGGAACCAGCAAUGAACCUUCUGACGGGUCACAUGACCAGUCCUCUAGUACUAUACCAUUUUCAGUCAGUGAUUCACAAAAAAUUGAUACAUCCUCAGUUGAUUCAACAGUAUCAAACAUAACGGCUGAAAUCAUCAGUGAUAUUUCUAACGCUACAGCACUUCAGUCAGAUGUAGCGGACACCUCAGUUGAUAGUGAGUUUGUAUUAAUACGUGAAUCAUAUCUCCAGGACAGCAAUGUUACCACACAGUUAGAACCACAAUUAACUCCAGACAGUGAAAAUGUAUUAGCAAUACAAUCUUAUCUACAAGAUCAGUCUACAAAUAAUACAACUUUGAAUGAACCGGGUUUACAAAAUAUUUUAAAAGUUGAAGUUGAGGUUGACACUAAGAUUGAGAUGAAAGAUGAAGUGAGUGAAGAAAUUGUGACUCAAGAGGCACAAUCUGAACCUAAUCUUACAAAUUUGAAUUCAGAUGAAGUUGAAAUUGAAAACAGAUAGUAAAGGGUUGUGUUUGUGUGAAGAUUUGCAUUAAAGUUGAAGGCCUCCAUGGCCUAGUGGUUAAGGUAACUUUCUUCUGGACCUUGCACCUUAUUGCUGUAUAGGUCUGGAUGAGUUGCUAAAGUAGUCAUUAUUUUAUGUGAGGUUAGCUCCCUUUUCCUUGCUCCAUAUUCCUGUAUGAAAUAAUUAAAGGUUGCAUGGGGUCUCCUGUACAAGUAGCAUUAAAGUAAGCAAUUAUUAAUUUUGUCAUGUCAAUAAUUCAAAUCAAAAUAGAAUUCCAGCCUCGUAUACUAAAUAUUAUCUUUAAAAUAUUGCAAUUUUCCAAAUUUAAUUUUCAUGUACAUUAAACUUGAAAGAAAAUUAUGAAAUUAUUUGAGAGUGACAUUUUGGUAAAAUUAUUGUUGUACAAUGACUACAAUGUGUUGUGUUUGACACUAGUUGAUAAGAUACCGUUUCAUCAACAAGCCUGCCAAUGAGAGGAGCUCCACUGAGGUCCAAAAGCCUAAAAACAUGAAAUUUUUAGUUCUUGAAUACAUUAACUGGCUCACUUCAAAUGGAAAAAUAAUAUGCAAGAUAUAAUAGAGAAAUAUGCCUUCAAUAAAUUUAAAUCGAUAUUUUUGUGUGCAAUUUUUAGCCAAAUUUGGGUUAAAAACAUUGCAACUCUUUUUUCUUUGGGUUAUUUUAAGCUAUAAAAAUUAAUAUUCAGGAAUAACAGAGUGAGCAAAUGAUCUGAAAUUUUGCACAUAAGUUAUUGGUCUAGAUCUUCAUUAAAUGGUACAUAAA